This is a messenger RNA of Medicago truncatula (barrel medic), 2332 nucleotides long. Its product is annotated as O-fucosyltransferase 30. The record is from RefSeq and is a predicted model, not a curated record. NCBI's taxonomy places the organism in Eukaryota, Viridiplantae, Streptophyta, Magnoliopsida, Fabales, Fabaceae. The transcript is spliced from 2 exons. The coding region runs from base 237 to 1697 and encodes 486 amino acids.
CUUUUAUUUUUUUACCAAACAUGGCCUUAAUCGUCCGCUUAACAACAUCUGGAUUUUACUCUUCCUGGCGCGUGGUAUUCUCAACCUCACCAAUCAUCAUCUUCGAUCUCUUCAUCUCUCUCACAGACUCGUUCCAUUCUCAAAACAAAUACGCACACACAUACAUCGAAUCUUCGAUUCCAAACCUAACCCUUAAAUCUUCAACUUGAAUUUGAAUAUCAUUAAACCCUAACAAAAUGUUACCUAAAAGAAAACCGCAUUACAAAUUCCCACUCAUUCCCAUAACCCUCUUUGCCACAUUCUUUUCAUUCCUUUUUCUUUAUUACUAUUACGCCAAACGCGAUUCUCAUUUCACUGAAUACUCCCAAACAAAAUCACAUACACUUCAAUGCUCUUCCCAAGCUCUUGCAUUAAGCGAGAAAUUCAUGUGGUAUGCACCUCACAGUGGAUUCAGCAACCAGCUUUCAGAGUUUAAACACGCUGUUUUGAUCGCUGGGAUACUUAAUCGGACUUUGGUUGUUCCUCCUAUCUUGGAUCACCAUGCUGUUGCUUUAGGUAGUUGUCCUAAGUUUCGCGUUGUCGAACCCAAUCAUAUUCGUUUUUCUGUUUGGGAUCAUGUCAUUCAGCUUCUUCGCGGUGGAAGAUAUGUCUCCAUUGCUGAAAUCAUAGAUAUCUCGUCUUUAGUUUCUUCUAGUCUUGUUCGAGUUAUUGAUCUGAGGGAUUUUGUGUCGAUAUGGUGUGGCAUCAGCUUAGAUUUGGCUUGUAAUAAUGAUCCAAAGUCACAGUCAUCUGUUUCUGAAAGCCUAAAGCAAUGUGGAUCCUUGCUAUCUGGGUUUCAUGGGAAUAUUGCAAAGUGUAUAUAUGCUAUCAAUGAAGAUUGCAGAACUACAGUGUGGACUUACCAUGUAGACGGUCAUGAGGAUGGCAUGUUGGAUUCGUUCCAACCCGAUGAACAGCUGAAGCAGAGAAAGAAAAUAUCAUAUGUUAGGAGACGGAGGGAUGUAUUUAGGACACUUGGUCCCGGUUCUAAAGUUGAAUCAGCUUCAAUGCUAGCAUUUGGAAGCCUUUUCUCAGCUCCAUACAAAGGUUCCGAGUCAUAUAUUGAUAUUCAUGAAUCUCAUCAGGACCAGAGGUUUUUAUCUUUGAUGGAGAAGAUUAAGUUUCUUCCAUAUGUCCCAGAAGUUAUGAAUGCCGGAAAGGAGUUUGCUAAAACAACCAUUAAAGCUCCAUUUCUUUGUGCGCAGCUUAGAUUACUGGAUGGGCAGUUUAAGAAUCAUCAUAAGGCUACAUUUGAUGGGUUAAGGCAAAAAUUAGUAUCUUUGAUGCAGAAAGGCCAUCUACCCAUACACAUUUUUGUAAUGACUGAUCUUCAAAGAAAUAAUUGGACUGGUACUUAUUUAGGUGAUUUAACUGGUGAUGCACAUAACUAUAAGGUGCAUUUCUUAAGAGAGGAUGAUCAACUAGUUAUGCAAGCAGCCAAAAAACUAACCACAGCAGGUUACGGACAGAGGUUUAUUCCAAAUUCAGAUUCUAGAAUUGGUAAAAAGUAUUGCUCAAAUCAGAUAUUACCUGAUGUUCUUCUUUAUGUUGAGCAGACUGUAUGCAGUUGUGCAUCUCUUGGUUUUAUUGGUACUCCUGGAUCAACCAUUGCCGAAAAUAUAGAACUAAUGAGAAAAUUUGGCUCUUGUUCUAGUUGAAGUUGACAACUCCGUGGAAAAUAAUUUUUAUCACAAGGCACUAAAUCCUAUUGGAGUUAUCGAGAGAUAGUUCAAUCAUGUUGUACCAGGAAAUGAAAGCACAAGCCAUGUUUUGAGUUAUAAAUUAUCUUCCCAAGUUUUGACGAUUAGUCGGCUUUGCCGCAACUCUAUGGAAAAUCAUUUUCAUCACAAGGUACUAAAUCCUAUUGGAGUGACGGAGAGCUAGUUCAAUCGUGUUGUACCGGGAAAUGAAUGCACAAGUCAUGUUUUGAGUUAUCUUUUCUCUUCCCAAGUUUUGACGAUUAGUAGGAGACACUGUAUAGUCAAGGGCAUUACUCUUACUUUAGAUAAAAAGAAAUCUACCACGGCUGUUCGAUUCCAGCAAAAUAUGUGGUCUUAUCUCAUGAUUGAAAGUUAUUAUUUUUUGUUUAUGCAAUUCUCCUUUAUCCUUUUUUUGUUUCUUUCUUCGGGUUUAGUACUUCCCUCUCAAUAAGUUGUGUUUAUGUCAUUAGGUUUGCACAUUAUUUGACCAAAUGCUACCAAACUACAGAUCGUUAAGAUAUUUCUAACUGAUGUUUAAUGGUUGUUGCUUAUUCAAAGUAAUUUCUCCCUUUGAGACACGAAAGGUGGAAACA